GAGGACUACGACCGUCUCAGGCCGCUGUCCUACCCKAUGACCGAUGUCUUCCUCAUCUGCUUCUCCGUGGUCAACCCGGCUAGUUUCCAGAACGUCCGAGAGGAGUGGGUUCCUGAGCUGCAGGAGUACGCCCCCACUGUCCCCUACCUGCUCAUUGGGACACAGAUUGACCUUCGUGAUGACCCCAAGACCAUGUCCAAACUGAAGGACCUGAAGGAGAAGCCCAUCAGCCCGGAGCAGGGACAGAAGCUGGCCAAGGAGAUAGGUGCGUGUUGCUACGUGGAGUGUUCCGCUCUGACCCAGAAGGGUCUGAAGACGGUGUUUGACGAGGCCAUCAUCGCCAUUCUGGCUCCGAAGAGAAAGAGAGGCUCCCUGAAGAGACGGCUGGGACCUCGCUGCCUCAACUGCUGCCUGAUCACGUGAUGUGAAAGCUCUCGGAGAACGUUCUGCAGAACAUGUAGAACGUUCUACAGAACAUGUAGAACGUUCUGCAGAACAUGUAGAAGAUUCUGCAGAACGUGCUGUCUCCUGAAGGGUUAGUCCUGGUUUUGACCCUGAAACACCACAGCCUCCUGCUGCUCCACGUUUCUUUUUCUAACCAGAGGAGAUGCGAGUCGGGUCAUCCUCCUCCUCCUCUUCUUCAAGACUUGUUUUGUCAACAGAACCUUCUUUUAGAACCUCUGGAACCCUGUUUGUUUCUGGAGCUGGAUGUUGUCAGGUGGAAACACAAGAGACUCAAAGACUUUUCAGGUUUUAAAGAAAAGCUACGUCUGAAGACGUCACCUGGUUCUGAAAGACCUUCCUACAUUUUAUCUGUGUGAAGUGGAGACAGAACUGCUAACCAGCUGCUAACCAGCUGCUAACCAGCUGCUAACCAGCUGCUAACCAUUGCUGGAAUCUGUUUAAGUGAGGUUAGGGUUAGGUUGGGUUAGGUUAGGUUGGGUUAGGUUAGGUUAGGUUGGGUUAGGUUAGGUUAGGUUGGG
Messenger RNA from Austrofundulus limnaeus, 983 nucleotides. Its product is annotated as rho-related GTP-binding protein RhoQ. NCBI's taxonomy places the organism in Eukaryota, Metazoa, Chordata, Actinopteri, Cyprinodontiformes, Rivulidae. The record is from RefSeq and is a predicted model, not a curated record. Gene Ontology annotation, molecular function: GTP binding; GTPase activity. Gene Ontology annotation, biological process: small GTPase-mediated signal transduction.